CAAGUCCUUGUUUUUCAUGGCUUAUUCCCACCGUCUCCCUCACAGCCUUGCAUGGCAGUGUCUGUCGAGUUACUUGCCUUUUAUCGAACCCUUUUUGAGUGCUCUUGCGAUGCUGUUAAUGCGCUUGCAUCUGCUCUGCACACUCACUACGUACAAUGA
Suillus clintonianus is the source of this 159-nucleotide messenger RNA. RefSeq lists its product as uncharacterized. NCBI's taxonomy places the organism in Eukaryota, Fungi, Basidiomycota, Agaricomycetes, Boletales, Suillaceae. The record is from RefSeq and is a predicted model, not a curated record. The annotation marks the transcript as partial. The transcript has a single exon.